AUGGAAAAGGGCGUCAGCACGGUGGACGGCAAACGGCUCCAGUGCAUCGUGACGGUGCGGGUCUGUGUGCUUGUCGAGGUUGGUUUGGCGUUAUUGUUGGUGCCGACUGCCAGCGUCAUCGGGGCGUGGCCUGGCACCCUGCCUUUCGAGCCGACAAAGCUCGCCGCCUUAAGCAGCAAGCCAAGAUCCAGCGGUACGCGUCACACCGCGGCUGGCGGCAGCGGCAAAGAGGUGGCAUUGCCCGUGGCACCAGAGGGCGGUUCUGCCGCCGUCGUUCCGUCAGGCGCGAGCGUCGGCAGUGGCGGCGCGGGCCUCUCCGUCGACCGUGCUGCUGGAUUCAGCAAGCUGGAUCCGGGGUCCCGUCGGCCUGCGGACUGGGCAGGGUGCACCAGUGGGGCCAGCUGCUGGUGGCCACCUGCCGACUGGAAGGCGGAGUCGGGCGGCACUAUAUGCGGCAAGGAUAAUUGGUGGGACUCGUAUGCCGCGAGGCACAGGAAGAUCAUGGGCGAUUUCCCCAGAGGAGGGAAGCUGAAUUCGACGCAGGUUCUAAUCUACUCGAGGGAGAAGGAGAGUGGACAGCCCCCUUCCGAACCCGAAGGGCAAGCGGCGGAGUAA
Messenger RNA from Prorocentrum cordatum, 615 nucleotides. The record is from the annotation of a GenBank genome assembly. NCBI's taxonomy places the organism in Eukaryota, Dinophyceae, Prorocentrales, Prorocentraceae.